CAUAAUAUAUGUUUCUUAUCAGUUGUGUGCUUAUUAUGCGAGCGAUUGUAUGUGCGAUUUAAAAUAUAUUUAUUAAGAGUGGGUACGAGUAAAAAUAGUUUGAUUCUCAGUAUUUGCAUUUUUAUGUAGUGCGCAAUACUUGUAAUAUAAAGGACUUUCAUCAAUUUAGUUUUACACACACAUACAUAUUCAAGAACGCAACGUACGCACAGACCCCUGUACAGAUAUAAUAGUUAGUUUCAGUGAAAAUCACAUUAUUCCUAUGCCGAGGAAAUCAUGUCCAGUAACCUGAUGCCAGGAAAUAAAGGAACAAGUACUGAUGAAGCAAUGAGAAAGAACGCGCGACCUCUUCAUCUACCAGCCAUUGCGAAAAAUGGAGACAUAGAUAAACCAUUUCAUGAAUGGCCAACAUCUCCAGUAAAUAAAACAUCAAUGAAACCUGGAACCUUUGAAGAUGAUCAGAAGCUGCCCCCUGUAAGACCCCAACGAGGAAUCAAAGCAAGAAUAAACUACCGGAAAAGAAAAGUGUCAACAGUGACAAUAAAAGAUUAUUUUGAUAAUAACAGGAAGAAUUUAGAAAAAUAUAUUAUGGAAUUUGUGACUGUUGAAGAAUUGCAACAGUGGCUAAUUAGGAAAACCACCUGUAAUAACAUGUGCUCAAACGACGAAAAUAAUGAAGUGGGGAAUAAAGAAAAGUUUUUGAAUACUAUAAAAUCAUUUGACAAUGUUAAGGAUGAGGAGUCUGCAAUAAAGGAAAUAGCAAUUUCAGUUGGCACAGCAUUGAGUGCUGGUGCCUUUGGAGUAUACAAACUGUUUCCCGAUGACCCGGCUGUCUUUCAAUACUAUGUGAUUGAUAAUCAGAAUACAUUGCUCCAGACAGAGGCAGAAUAUACAGAGAACGUCCUGGAAGUGGCUAAGACUGGUGCAAUCCUUCGGUUAUCCACAGACAUUGAUCGCUCAUCAACAAAUACGAAGCUGAAGCACGUAAUGUAUCAACCGAUCUUAAACGAAUCUGGACAGACUACUUACAUUGUAGAACUGUGGAGAUCCGACUCUUUUGACGAAGCAGAAGAGAAAUUAUGCUCAAACUUUAUUACUUGGAACAGUCUAGCACUGCACUAUUGUAAUUUGUACUGGGCAAAGAACCAAGAAUAUGAUAUGUACGGAUUUUUACUAGAGUCUGUGAAAUCUAUAUUUGAAGACAUCGAAUCCCUAGAUCAUGUGAUGAAGAGGGUUUUAGAAUUUGUGCAAAAAUUGGUUAAGGCAGAUCGGGCGUCCCUGUUUCUUGUUGAUAAUAAAAAAUCAGAACUGGUACCACCGUUAUUUGAUAUUAAAUAUGAACCGUGUCACCUGAGAGCUAAUGGCGAAAUUCAAGAAAUAAGACUACCCCUGAAGAGAGGAAUUGCUGGCCAUGUGGCAGUGACGGGUAAAAAUCUCAACAUUGCUGAUGCCUACUCGGAUCCCAGAUUUAACAGUGAAGUCGAUGAACUAACUGGAUAUAAAACUAAAAAUAUUCUUUGCAUGCCUAUUAAGGUGCAAGGUAAUGUAAUGGGCGUUGUUCAAAUGAUAAACAAGAGGAACAAUUCUACAUUUGACCAAAAAGACGAAAUGGCAUUUGAACGUUUUUCUACGUUUUUUGGACUAGCGUUGCAGCACGCCAAACUAUAUCAUGACAUAUUAAAACAAAAACUAAAGUAUGAAGUUGCUCUGGAAGUGCUAAGCUAUCAUAACACUUGCAAAGAUCGUGAAGUUGACGAAAUCAAUAAGGAUAUCGAGACAUUUAAUAUCAAUAUGGAUAAUUUUUAUCUGGAUCCUUAUAUGUUUGAUGAGAUCCAAAAAUGCAAAGCCGCCAUAACAAUGUUUGAUGACUUAUUUGAUUUAUCAAAUUUCAAUAGAUUAUCUGUAAUAAGAUUUAUACUUACUGUGAAAAUAAACUAUAGAAACGUGCCGUAUCAUAACUUUGAUCAUGGAUGGUCUGUUGCUCAUGCGAUGUAUGUCAUGUUGAAAAAUGAUACUGAAAAUCGAUUCGAUUCCAAAAUGCGACAGGCUCUAUUUGUGGCUAGUAUAUGUCAUGACUUGGAUCAUCGAGGCUAUACUAAUAAAUAUCUUAACGAAACGGCAUCACCUUUAGCUACUAUGUAUUCCACUUCUCCUCUUGAACACCAUCACUUCAAUAUCACUGUGAAGAUCUUACAUCAGAGUGGUCACGAUAUAUUUUCUCAUAUGGCACACGAUGAAUAUCGAGACAUUUUAAAAGAUAUUGAACAUUGUAUAUUAGCAACGGAUUUAGCAGCAUUCUUCCCAAAUAUGAAGAAAAUGAAAUCAAUUUUAGAAGUAGACAAAGUUCAACUAUUUAAUUGGCAGGAUCCGAAAAAUUGCAAACUGGCAAUGGCAAUAUCAAUGACUGCUGCUGAUCUAUCCGCAUCCACAAAACCAUGGGAUAUCCAAAUAAAAACUGUACAAGUAAUAUUUGAAGAAUUUUACGAACAAGGUGAUAAGGAAAGGGCGGCUGGAAAAAUACCUGUGCCUAUGAUGGACAGAUAUAAACCUGAAGAACAAGCGACUAGUCAGGUCGGUUUCUUGGAGGAAAUAUGCGUACCGUGUUACGAAAUUCUUCGACAAAUACUUCCGAAUACAAAUCCUAUGUACGAAAUGGUUGGUAAAAACCUCGAAACUUGGAGAUCAAUCAAGACAAACAAAAAUUUAAGUAACGUAAAGGAAAACCCGGCUCUUAAUGAUGACUUACAAACCUCUGCUGCUCAGAAUGAUUUAGAACAGAAAAGUAAUGUAAUCAAUGAAAUAAAAGUACCGAAUGAUCAAUCGUAUAAUGUCACUUUAAUUGAAAAUAAAAUAAACAGUACUCUUCGCAAAAUUGACUCGUUUGAAGACCUUAGCGAUAAAAUAAAAUUUAAAGAUAAGGUUGGUAAAAUAAUAAAGUUGUUGCCUAUGGAAAGUUCCACUGAUGACGAAGGUGUAGUAACACCAACACACAGCCGACACACAACACAGAAACCAUAUUGAAUAGGUAUGAUUGUAAUCGGUAUAGCAGUAGUUGUCAUUAUGUAGUAGUAUUUAAUUAUUAUGUUCUCAAUGCCCGUGAAUGCUACUUGUUUGAGUCCUAUUUCUGCUGGUAGUAGGUAUAUCACAUUUACAGGGUGGAUUCAGUUGUUACAUUUAGAAAGUCGGCCCAUUGAAUUGGCUCACUUUGUUAACGCUUUUUCUCUAAGGGUAUAAACUAGAAACUUCAGUAUUUGUAUCUGCACAAUGGGUAAUUUCUGUAUUUUUGUAGUAAGAUCGUAAGAAAAAAAAUAUAGAUUAUAUUUUUUGAGAGAAGACCGUUGCAAGUUACCAAAGAUAACUUAAGCUAAGUUAAUAUUAUCGAUAGGUUAAGUAUUAUUUGCUAUACUUCAAUUGGUAGUGUAAAUAUACUGUCUUGACGCGACCUCGUUGAAGAACUGACAUAAAAAGAUGCUGGCAUGAAAUACUUUAAUGCCUGAUAAAAACGGGAACAAUUCAUUCAUUAUAGUUAUGUGACUUAA
This is a messenger RNA of Pieris napi, 3539 nucleotides long. Its product is annotated as probable 3',5'-cyclic phosphodiesterase pde-5. The transcript has 15 exons. Gene Ontology annotation, molecular function: 3',5'-cGMP-stimulated cyclic-nucleotide phosphodiesterase activity; protein binding. Lineage: Eukaryota; Metazoa; Arthropoda; Insecta; Lepidoptera; Pieridae. The coding region runs from base 277 to 3021 and encodes 914 amino acids. The record is from RefSeq and is a predicted model, not a curated record. Gene Ontology annotation, biological process: signal transduction; negative regulation of receptor guanylyl cyclase signaling pathway.